AUGCUCGAUCCAGGGGAUCAAGCAAUCCAGGGCUGUCGUUGGAUUGGGAAAACCAUCACUAGUCUAAUCGCCUUGAGCUUGAAACCAUUAGAUCGUGGAAGAGAACCCCUUAAUCAUCGUGCUGAAAGCCAACUGACUUCAAUUCUCAUGGCGGCUUCUGUUUGUAAGCUAUUAUCGCGGUUAACCUUGUCUUCUAAUGCUAAGACCUUGUUAACAAGUAACUUAUCCAAAACUGCCUCUUGCAUCACCACGGUGCCAAGCCUAGCCAAUCCCAUACCUUCUAUCAAUCUUCUAAAGAAUGUCUCAAUAUUACAAAAGACCAAUCUGGCUACUUUAGCUACCGAUAAACACGCAAGGAAAGAUGAAAUAUGUUAUCGAUUUAAUAAGGUUGAAGAAUUAAAGAGGCAAUCGGAGUUAAAUCGGUUGGCGAUUCAUGAGGCGAUAAAAAAGUAUCAAAUGCAUCCUAACGAUUAUGGAUCUUCGCCUGUACAAGUCGCGAUUUUAACUACUCGUAUACAUCGAUUGAGAUAUCAUAUGACAUUGAAUAAAAAGGAUAAGCAUAACCGAAGGCGUUUAUUGAUGAUGAUCGAUAAAAGAAAAAAGCACCUUAAUUAUUUGAAACGGAAAGAUUUUACGAUCUAUUGUAAAUUACUGGAAGAGCUCUUAAUUAGGCCUACUAUAAAACACAAAUAUGGCAAAAUUAAUCCUAUAAAAAGGAAGCGUCGAUUUUAA
Trichoplax adhaerens is the source of this 732-nucleotide messenger RNA. RefSeq lists its product as uncharacterized. Bases 1 to 732 code for a protein of 243 amino acids. The transcript has 7 exons. The record is from RefSeq and is a predicted model, not a curated record. Gene Ontology annotation, molecular function: structural constituent of ribosome. Gene Ontology annotation, cellular component: ribosome. Lineage: Eukaryota; Metazoa; Placozoa; Uniplacotomia; Trichoplacea; Trichoplacidae. Gene Ontology annotation, biological process: translation.